This is a messenger RNA of Mycotypha africana, 1919 nucleotides long. Its product is annotated as aspartic peptidase domain-containing protein. The transcript is spliced from 2 exons. Gene Ontology annotation, molecular function: aspartic-type endopeptidase activity. Bases 128 to 1720 code for a protein of 530 amino acids. Gene Ontology annotation, biological process: proteolysis. Lineage: Eukaryota; Fungi; Mucoromycota; Mucoromycetes; Mucorales; Mycotyphaceae. The record is from RefSeq and is a predicted model, not a curated record.
CUAUAAAAUUCUUUUGCAAGUUUUUUUUUAUCUUGUUUUGAGAGCAAUUCUUUAUUUAAGUAUACCAUACAUAGAUUGUCUGCCAUUAUUUUGCUGCAUUGCUUUUCUAAUAAAUUCAAGGCGAUACAUGAAGAUCAAAUACAUACUGACCUUUGGUUUUCUAUGGUACAACAUAGUAGCAGCGGAAUUAGUGCCUGUUUCUACUGCUAUUGCCAGGAAACCCAUUCAUAUACCAGUUAAAACCUUAGCUCGUGAGGGGUCAGCAAUUGAUCAAGCAUUCUCUAAUAAACAACGCCGAUUGGAAAGGGGAUAUAUUCAGCAUAGCAGUAAUAAUAGUUCCACUCCCGAUGUCCUUCUGUACAACGAUUUUGGACAAAUAUAUCUUGCCGAAAUAUCUGUAGGAACACCACCACAAAAUUUUACAGUUAUUGUUGAUACUCAAAGCUCUGAUCUUUGGAUACCCUCAAUUCAAUGCGAUAGUCGUAUGUGCCGAAACCACACAUUUAACUCCUCUGCAUCUUCCACAUUUCAGCCUUUCAAUAAAACGAUACCCUACGGCUACUAUUACGGAUCAAAUAGUAUCAACGGCAGCUAUGCUAGAGAUACAAUCACAAUAGGCGGCCUUGUUGUUCAUAACCAGCCUUUCGUGUUAGCUUCGCGAGUUGAUCCUGACCUUAUUGCUCAUGAUGCCAGACAUCGCCAAAAAUAUAAAGGGAAAGCUUCCGUAGAAGGAGUUUUAGGUCUUGGGUUCCCCAACAUGAUUCAAUCCGAUGAAAUCAAAGACAAUCAAAAUCUCAGUGAUCCACUGUUGUACCGUUUGGCAAAAGAAAAUUUGAUUCCUGAGCGCGUCUUCUCAAUAGAGACAUUUGCUACUACAAGAGAUUUGGCAGUAGUCGGUAGAUCACUAGAAGGUUGGACAGGAGAGUUGACAUUGGGAGGAGUAAAUCCUGAUCGUUUCAGUGGUGACGUUCUAUAUGCCAGUGUACCAGCAGUGAGUCUUGAUAAUAAUAUCACUACGCCACCAGAACAUGCUUUAUGGUUGGUACAAACAGUGUCUUUCGGUGUCUCUGAGAUGAGUAAUAAAACUGACAGCAUUGACAAUAAUAAGAACAGCACUGAUAAUUCAACUGUAUCAUUGAUACCAGCAACUGCAAAGUAUACCAUGAUUGAUACCGGCACCUCCAUGUCCUAUAUCGGCAGCUAUUAUGCAAAGCAAAUGUUGCAAGCUAUAUCAGGAAACAAAGAUGGUUUUGAGUUAGACACAGAUACAGGUUGUUAUUUGCUGGAUUGCGGUCUGAUUCAUUCUGGAAAACAAAUUGAAAUCAAUCUUAUUCAACGCCAAGAAGAAGAGCAACAAAGGUCUCAGACAGCUGUGAGAAAUUAUACCGCAACAGCGACGACGACGAUGAGGAAUACGAAGAAGCUUCGUGUGACAAUACCUGUCAAAAAUCUAAUUCAACCUCAACAUGUCGGUGAAUACAUUACGGGGAAAGAUGAUACAUGUAUUUUUAGUCUGUGUUCUUGGCCAUCCAUAUCAGAAGAAGAGGAAGACGAUGAAUACGUUAAAAACGAUAAAACGGAUGAUAAAGAUACCGACGUUCCCUUAUUCAUCUUCGGUGACUCCGUGCUACGGUCAAUCUACUUGGUUUUUGACAGCGAACGAAGCCAAGUCGGCUUUGCCUCCCCUGUAGGAUCAAACACAACUGUUAGUCUUGUUUAAGCGAAUACAAAGCUUCAAAAGGAAGAAAAAAAAGGUACACAUGGACUGAUACAAAAUUGACUAGAGGGGUUUGUAAUUCUUUCAAGAGAAAGCCCCAAGAACCAAAAUGUCCGUAAAAAGCAAUUUUGUUUGGAAAAUCUCGACUUUUCUGCCGCUGCCAAGAAUGAGGAAAAACAAAAAAAAAAAAAAAAAAAAAAAA